This is a messenger RNA of Funneliformis caledonium, 315 nucleotides long. NCBI's taxonomy places the organism in Eukaryota, Fungi, Glomeromycota, Glomeromycetes, Glomerales, Glomeraceae. The record is from the annotation of a GenBank genome assembly.
AUGAGAGUCAGAGUUGAAAUAUUUUUAAGACCAUUUUGUGAUGAAGAUACUGAUUAUGAUGUGAAAUUAUUGACCUUAAGAAUACUUGAUAAAGAAAGAGAAACAAUCAUCAGUGGAACUCCUAUUGAAUAUAGUAAUUUAUAUGAACAAUGUUGGAAAUAUGAACCAGAUGAACGUCCAAGUAUACAGGAUGUUGUUUCAACUCUUAAAACGAUUAAUUCUUCAAAACAAAGUGAGGAGGUAGAUUCAUUGAAUCAACCAUCUGUUCAUUCGGAUAAAAGCUAUCAUUCCAAGGAAUUGGAAUUGGAUAUUUAG